Molecule: messenger RNA, 2052 nt
Organism: Knipowitschia caucasica
Lineage: Eukaryota; Metazoa; Chordata; Actinopteri; Gobiiformes; Gobiidae
Source: the annotation of a GenBank genome assembly
AUGGCGGUCCGCUUGUUAAAAUGGAAAACAAGGAGUUCUUCCUCCUCCAGUGGAAGCUCUGCUAGUGUCCGAGGAGCUGUCUCUACGAAGUCUACGAGAAAAGACAGAUCAGAGAAGAAGAUCCAUGAACCCAAGAAGAAUAUAAGGGUUCUGGAUGAAGAUGGCUCAGAUGGGACUCCACUUCCCCUUCACCCAGACCUCACACAUGGCCUGCACCUCGUCCCUCCUCCAGACCCAGACCUCAAACAUGGUCUGCACCUCCUCCCUCCCCCGGAUCCAGCCCUCAGAUACGGCUUGUUCUUUCUGGAUGAAGGCAGCGACUUGGACUCAGACAGCACCACCUCCAACACAACCUCUCUCACUGUGGACACCAGGAGUGACCCGAGGCCUCACACACAUCACAGAGACGACGAGGAUGAGCAGAUAACCAUCUGCUGCAGAGAGACCAGCACCAUAUCUCUGUUGGACCUCCCCAGCUCUGUUGUAUCUGAGGCCUCAGAGGAGUCUGAGGAGCAGAGACAGAGGAACCGUCACUACAUAGAGCUGUGUCAGACCAAACCUGGAAAUGAGAAAUUUGUGGAAAGAGAGAUGCAGACUUUGGGCGACGCCCUGAAAAAUAAACUGAUCCAGACCGACUCUCUGGACACAGUGGAAUCAGAUGCAGUGGUGAGUUCCUGGCAGAUCUACGACAGCAGGAGUUCCCCCACAGACAGAGACCUGCAGCUCAGAGAGGGGGUCAUCAGAACAACUGCUCAGAACACUGACACUGACCCAGAGUCUCCUCAGAUCCUCAGGUAUGUGGGGGAAGGGCCUAAGCUUCAGCUGAACACACUUCUGCACAUGGAACGGAGCUUGGUGUUCAACAUCUACCAACAACAACUGGCUUCAUACAAACACACUGUCAGACUGGUUAAAGAAAACUCAGAGACUGGAGUGAGGGAGCAGGAGGAGCAGGAGGAGGAGGGCCGUGCAGUGUCUGUGGAGUGGCGUCAGGCCCCAGCUCUGAUCUGGCUCUGGUCUUUUAGAUGUGAAAUCACAGAGGGCUGUGUGGUCACCAGUUUGGCCUGGAACAAGGAGAAAACAGAUGUCCUUGCUGUGGGGUAUGACUGUUCUGCUCGUGACCAGAACAGAACUGGACUUAUCUGUGUGUGGUCGCUGAAGAACAUCACGUGGCCACAGCGGGUCAUCUCCUGCCACAGUUCUGUGACCUCUCUGGACUUCUCUCCCCUGGUGAGCUCUCAGCUGGGGGUGGGUCUGAAGGACGGCUCCGUGUCUCUGUUCAACACGUGCACAGGCCGCCGUGUGGCAUUCAGUCUGCUGCCGUGGCAGAAGCAGGUGCUACAGCUGUGUUGGACCAAACAGGGUUUAGUCUCUGUGUCGGUGAACGGACUGAUCCAGAACUGGCUCCUGGGAACCAAAGGCUUAGAGACCAGCGAAUUAUUUCAGCUGAGAAAAGGGACCGGAAAACAGAUGAAGAAGACGUCUCGGAGGGAGAAAGACAGCGCCACUGCUGGACUCUGCCUUCACUUUCAUCCAACGGACCCCACUGUGUAUUUGACUGGAAGCAGCGAGGGCCUCAUCCACAUGUGCUCCCUCUCUAACAGAUACUUCCCUCUGGACACAUACACAAAGCACUUUUGUCAGGUGAACAGUGUGGCGUGGUCACCCUUCUCUCCGAAUCUGUUUCUGAGUGCCUCCUCUGAUUGGACGGUGCAGCUGUGGAGGCGAGACCGUCCCUCUCCCCUCAUGGCCUUCAGCAGGUCCUCAGCGGUCCAUGAAGUCCACUGGUCUCCCACAUGGCCGACUGUGUUUGCUGUUCUGCAGAAGGAGACACUGGAGAUCUGGGACCUCAGCAGGAGUCUAGUGGUCCCUGCUGUGGUGCUGACCUCUGAGGCUUCACCUUUGACCUCAGUGCGCUUCAGUCCAGACUCGGGCGCCGUGGUGAUGGGAGACGCUGCCGGACACGUCCGUGUUUACCAGCUCGUACAUGUGGGUGUGGACAACAGCGGCAGGUCAUCAACUUGGAACAAGUUCUUCCUUCUUAAGUGUUGA